UCAAUGAUAAAUUUGAACUUUAUACCUGGCUUGAGUUCUGACAGUGUAAAAGUUGUAAGGAUGUUGUGCUGUUAGCGCCGAUGUUCCUAUUCUUUGUGUUCAUACACCAGUUUUUGAUUUUAGGAUGACGAUAUUUAGCUGCUAAAAAAUUUAUUUGAGAGCUAGCUCUUUUUUUUGAGAUGAUAAGGGUAUGAGGCAACUCCAGAACCAGCACAGGUGCCCUUUUAAAUGCAGAAUACAAUCAAUUCAAUUCAAUUCAUUUGUGUUUGUAUAGCACUUUUAACAAUGAACAUUGUUUUAAAACAGCUUUACUCAGACAAUGGUGUUAUAAAUGAAUACGAUGUUCUUUAUAAGUGUAAGUUUGUUCCUGAUGAGCAAGCCGGUGGCGACUGUGGCAAGCAAAAACUCCCUGACGAAUCAUGUAAAAAAUUAAAUAAAACUUACAUUUUUUUAUAUAUAUAAUUUAAAUAAUAAUUUUUUUCUAUUUUUGCUUUGGAAAACGGUGUUAUUUGAUACCAUCGAAAGCAAAUUCGUCUUUAGUCUCUCUUGUUAUUACAAUGUAAGAAGAACAUUAAUGAAAGCUUGCCCUCCACUUUCUUUCUUGUUUGUUUGCUGGCUUGUUUGUUAGCGGUUAUUGUAACUUUUUAGCAUCUCUGUAGCUUUUUAUUGCAAUUUUAUUGAAUAUUUCUUCAACAAUAUUUUUUUUUUUAAAGAGCCUGUCCUGUUGCAAUCCUGCACGCUAUUUGAAACAUGAAAUUAUAACGAUCUCCUCAUAUCCCCUGUUCAUUACAUUUAAUACUUCUUACCGUCGAAGUCUAUUCCUGAUUAUGUUUGACCUAAAGUGCUAAAUCCAUUGUGUACCUGCAUCCGAAAAAAAGUCACAGCUCUGUAGUACUUGGCUGUGUUUCCCAAACAGUGUCCUCUGGCCGAGGACCUCGCAGUGGGUAGAUUAUUAAACAUGAUUAACAAGGCCCUAGCUGAAGAAAACACCCAAUGGGAUUAAAAACUGAGACUGUACUUGGACAGGGUUUGGAACAUGCUUUCUGGUUGCUGUUCCAGAAUACACCAACAGUCAGCAACACUUCUCCUCUGGUGGGAGCUGAGACAUGGGCUGUGUUUGGACAUGGGUUGUGUUUUGGGUCAAAACUGGCAUAAGACAUUUCUUACAUUUUAAAGAAACUACACAGUGAGGAUAAAGGGUUUGUUAUUAGUCAUGUUCUUCGUGUCUAUUAUGCUGUGUAUGUAUUCCUUUCUCAUCCUCUAUCUCUCUCACUGUGUACAUGUUUGUUCUAUUCCUGAUAUUUUGACAGUAAAUAUUUAUUUUCCGUCAGUAGCAAAAAUAAUUCUUCCAGAUUUCCGAAAUCUUGAAGCCAAAAGUUAUUUCAUUAAUCACCUAUUUUUUUUAUUUUUUUAUUUUUUCCCAAUUCUCUACACCAAAACUUUUUUAAAAACAUUGUUUUUUUGUGUUCUUUUUAUACAUCAUUGUGGUUUUUUCCACUAUUAGAAUGUCUUUGUUAUAUUUUUUGUUAGAAUUGUUAUUAGAAAGUGCCAGAAUGUAUUUUUGCACCGAGAAGCACAAAGCGCAAGCAAUGGCUUUUCUAAAGAUUAAACAGUUUGAGUUGUUUAGCUGUAAUGUUUCGAAAGACAUUAGCAGAGCUUUGAUUUUUAUCGGCUGUUUUUUUAUGAUCUGACUCAUAACAGAAGUCCUCAUGCUUAUGCAUCUACCAGAAAAAGAUUUACGCUGGUGUUGAAACUGAAUUUCUGGAAACAUUUCAUGUCUUUGUGUGGUAUGUUCACUGGCUUAUUCUGAUCAGUGAUUCCCAGGCGAAAGUGCACCCUGAGGGUUUGGAUGUUCUUUUUUUAACUGUAUUAAUUGAGAGCUGUAGGUUUAAUGAUCACCCUCUCUCCUAAGAUAGAUACUGGCUGAGUGCAGCAGCGUGUGAAUUAGUGCCACUUGUGCAUUAGGCUACACGGCAGGUUAAACAUGUGCCUAUAGGAUUUCAGUGAAAAGCCUCAGUGCGUGGAGAGAUUUAAGAGAACUGUUUCUUUUGCUUAAAUGGCAGAUUUUGGAGCGAUUCGGCAUCCGGACUUAGAAUGUGAUUGGAAUGGGAGUCGGUGCGCCAAUUCCCUGAUAGGGUGGAUUAGAGUCUAUCGUUCCCUAAUGAUGCAGGGAGAGGACAGAAAGAAAAGGAAACAGAUUUUGAAUCCUAGAAGUGUGUCAGACGAAUACUGUCUCCGAGAACGUCCAAAAGAAGACGCGACAAAGAUGAAAAAUAAGCUGUCCACUUCAGUCGCAGUUAACAGUAAGAAGAGGCCCUGGUCAUGGGAUCAGUACAUAGAUGAGGAAAGAGCCAUUGCAGCCCCGGUGAAACUCUUUACUGAGUACCAGUCAGCUCCUUAUGGCAAGAAUGGCUUUAAAAUGGGAAUGAGGCUCGAGGGAAUCGACCCCUUGCAUUCUUCUAUGUUCUGUGUGCUCUCUGUGGCUGAGGUGAUUGGUUACCGUCUGCGUCUGCACAUCGAUGGUUACUCAGAGUGCUAUGACUUCUGGGUUAAUGCUGAUUCCCCUGAUAUCCGGCCAGCCGGAUGGUGCGAGUCCACGGGUCGCAAGCUACAUCCUCCAAAAGGUUAUAAAAUGGAUGAGUUUAACUGGGAACAAUACUUGGAGUCUUGCAAUGCUCAGGCUGCACCAAAGAAUCUGUUCAAAUCCCAAAACAAUACUAGCACCGCCUCGAAAUUUGAAGUGGGCAUGAAGCUGGAGGCAGUAGACAGAAAGAACCCCUGCCUGGUGUGUGUGGCAAGUGUGGCCGACAUCGUUGAUAACCGCUUUCUGGUUCACUUUGACAACUGGGACGACACAUACGAUUACUGGUGUGAUGCCACUAGUCCCCAUAUCCACCCUGUGGGCUGGUGCCAGGACCAUGGACGACCUCUAACAGCACCUCAGGGACACCCGAAUCCAGAGCAUUUCAUAUGGGAGGAGUAUUUGGAAGACAAUGGCGCUUCUGCAGUUCCGAGCCAAGCCUUUUGUAUGAGAGCCCCUCAUGGAUUUCAGAACAACAUGAAGUUAGAGGUGGUGGACAGAAGAAACCCCAUGCUGAUCCGUGUGGCCUCCAUUGUUGAUACUGAAGACUACAGAGUCAAGGUGCACUUUGAUGGCUGGCACUCUAAGUUUGACUUCUGGGUCGACUCUGACCUGCCAGACCUUCAUCCUGUAGGCUGGUGUGCACGGACAGGUCACCCCCUGGAACCUCCCUUUACAAAUCCAGGACCUUCUGACCUCAAGAGCUCCAUGACGCAGGGAGUGUGUCCAACCCCAGGGUGUAGGGGAGUGGGCCACAUCAAGGGCGCAAAAUACACAGGACACCACAGUGCCUUCGGCUGUCCCUACUCGGACAUUAACAUGAAGAAGGAGGUAGUGCUGCCCGAUCGGCUCGGCGGCGAAAAGCAAAUCACCUUCGUCCCAGUGCAGUUUGUGCAGAAAACCAAGAGGCUGUGUGCCGAGCAAGAGGAGGAGGAGGUGGUGAACGACAAAGACAGCCAUGAGGAGAGCAGGGAAGAGCUGUCAGGCUGUGACUCGGCGCCUCGUCCUCGUGGUCGGCCUCCUGGCCAUGCCACAAUAAAAAGAGAGUACAAGGAGGAACCUUCAUCUCAGGGACAGAAGGCGUACUCACCAGUAGGGAAGAGGAAUCGUCUAACCAGGAUUGCACAGUCAACAAAAUAUCUGCGCAUCAAAGAUGAGGAGGAGGAGAUUGAGCUUAACAGUGUGAUUGCAGAGAAAAAUGUGGACAGUCUCCAGCAGGCCCUGCAUCAGUCAGUCUUCCUGUCAGCCAUGUCUGCUCAGCCUGGUCGUGACUUGCCACUAUGCUGGGAGCAGCACUGUAAGCUCCUUCCCGGUGUGGCCGGGGUGCAGGCAAGUCGUGUCGCCCACUGGACCGUUGAGGAGGUUGCUGACUUCAUCCACUCUCUCCCAGGCUGUGAGGAACAAGCCAAGCAGUUUAGAGAGGAGCAAAUCGACGGCAAGGCGUUCCUCCUCCUCACACAGCGGGACAUUGUGAAGAUCAUGAGUGUUAAGCUUGGCCCUGCUCUCAAAAUCUACAAUUCCAUCCUUAUGUUCAAGCACGCUGAAGACAGCCAAUCGGCAAGCAGCGACACCAAUACAUGAAGCCCAGCCUCAUCCCCACUCCAUCCUCUUACAAGCUUAUGUGAAUUUAGAUGUGUACUGUUUCGAUGCAUUCCAACUUCCAGUUCCUUUCUUAGACUUAGAGCUAUCUAUAAAGACUGUCUCUUCAGGUUUGAUUUCCUCAGACCUCUGACUUUCAGGUUCUAGUGUCUGUCCUGUUUGCUGACUUUCAAACCUGCCUUUAAAUGUUUCCACAUGGCAUAAAAGUUUAACUAAGCCAUGUUCCAGUACAGUAUCCUCAUAGGCCUUACCCUUCUCCCUGUUCCUAAAUAGCUUUCCCCUGAAUUUAUAUAUAAAAAAAAACGAACUGACAAUCAGCCACACAAAUAUGAAACAGCAUAGCCGAGUUCGGCGACAGGGUUUUUUUUGGUGAAGGUGCUAUUUAAUACAACCCACUAACAGCCAUUGAUAUGUAGGUUUCAAUAAUCAUGUCUAGUGAUUUAAAACCUGGGACACAGGCCCUUUGUGCUUAUUUUACUAUCUAUUUUGUAUAGAUGAUAUCAAUUUUUUCCUGCUGAUUCACGACCUUUAUUUAUUGUGCAAGGACAAUUGUGCAAAGUUGAAGGAAAAAUUAAUAUAUUGUAUAUUAUGAAUUUAAAAAUGCCAAAAGGAAUUUUUUUUGUUUGGUUUUGUUUUCCUAGAUUUGAAAAUGUUUUUUUUUUUUUUUGUGAUGUAUUGCACAUUAUCCUGAUACAUUGAGCGGUUAUUUUAAACCUUUCGGAUGCUUGUGCAAAUGAAUCUAAAUUACUAUUAAGUUUUAAUUUAAAGUAGCGACAAUACUUUGAGUGUCAUUUCUGUAUUAAGUGCAUUCAUGCUCUCAUUAAAAAAACAACCUUAUUAGGCUUUAAUUUAAUUCAGCUUUAAUUAUAUUUUCCACUUCUUCAAACCUUUUAUAAACUUGUAAAGAUCAAAUCAGGGAGAUUUUCUGGUAACUAAAAGCCUCUUCCAAAGCACACCCAUAGAAGAGAAAACAAACAAACAAAAAAACAGAUCAUGUUCACUAUACAUUUUGAAUUGAGUAGAAAUUAAGGUAUAAAUUGCAUCUUACUGAGUUCUGUUCAGGUGUUCAGUGCAGUGUAAUUGUUUCCUGUCUUUUUCAUGCGUUCAUUGUCUUCUAUUUACUUUGGGCCAGCUCAGCUGCAGAACACCAGGUUUAUUGCUCCUAUACAAUAUUUUCUCAAGACUGCUGUUGACUGGUGCAACCCUACAGUAAACUGGUUCCAUCUCCAGCCUCCAUGAACCAAUUGCAUCUGAUUCAAGUUUGAAAUGUACUGUAAAUAUUUCUUAAUAACAUUUCUUACAAUGAAGUUCCUCUUUCUACAACAACGUACAUUCACAAGUGCACAACCCAAAUAAACGACAGAUUUCCUGUUGUCUCUCUCUA
Silurus meridionalis is the source of this 5564-nucleotide messenger RNA. RefSeq names its product lethal(3)malignant brain tumor-like protein 4. The record is from RefSeq and is a predicted model, not a curated record. The transcript is spliced from 19 exons. Gene Ontology annotation, biological process: regulation of DNA-templated transcription. Gene Ontology annotation, cellular component: nucleus. The coding region runs from base 2057 to 4162 and encodes 701 amino acids. NCBI's taxonomy places the organism in Eukaryota, Metazoa, Chordata, Actinopteri, Siluriformes, Siluridae. Gene Ontology annotation, molecular function: zinc ion binding; protein binding.